UAUUAAGGAAGUGGUAGGGAGGAAAUGGUGAGGUGAGAGUGAAACGACAUGAAUUUCCUGCCUAUGGUACAAGUGUCUUGUCUCCAAGUACAGCGAUCCCAGGCAAAUAUCCAGAAGAAAAAAUUACAAGGAUACCUGAAUGUUCCGUUUCCUCUGUCUUUCUUCAACAGUGUAAUCGCUGCAGAUAUGCUGUGUUUCAAAGAGCAACAUGAAAUAUGCCAGUUACUUGAUUUUUAUCACAUGAGCAAGGGAAUGAUGAAUUAAAUUGUGAUCCCAUCAAUGGUGUCCUAACGUCUACCAACCUUUCUGGCAAUCCAUUCCAUCUGUUUCAUUACCAUUACCAUCUGAUAUCAGGGUUGUCAACUGCCAGAAAAAGUGAGAACAAAACAGUACUUUUUCUACUUCUUCCUCCAUCUGCCACCCCUGAAAAAGUGUGCAGGAGCUCCCGUGCACACCUACAUUCGGAGCUAAGCCAGCAGCAGGGAGCAAUUGUUAACAAAUCUGCAUAGCAAAAGAACAUAAUUUUUACUAAGAAUAAUGACUGUACGUCGAGUUGGUGUUCUGGUAUUUGGAGCCUAUCUACUGCUAAUUCUUCAGAUCCAAGGUCAGAAUCCUGAUAGCAUGCUCAUGGGAACAGGCAUGAAAGCAAAUGGUGCCACAGUUGCUCCUGAAGAUGCAGAGCCAAGUCUUCAUUGUUUCUGUUCUGGUCACUGUGCCACUGAUGAAGGCAACAACACAUGCAUGACAAAUGGAAACUGCUUUGCCAUCAUUGAAGAGGACGAAAAUGGAGACAUUACGUUGGGCUCUGGCUGUAUGAGGUUAGAAGGAGCAGAUUUUCAGUGCAAGGACUCAACAAAAGUGAAAAAGCGGAGAACUAUCGAAUGCUGCAAGACAGACUUCUGCAACAAGGAUUUAUACCCAACACUCGCUCCAACUGCUGAAUCAGAGCAUAUUGGAUUUCCUGAUGACGUGCACCGCUUAGGCCUGUUAAUCUCGCUUAUUGUCUGCAUCUUUGUGCUGAUCAUCAUCACGACUGCCUUCUACUUCAGGUACAAGUGGCAGGCAGAGAAGCGUCUCUACAGCCAGGACCCUGAACAGGAUGUGGCAUUCAUUCCACCAGGGGAGUCGCUGAAGGACCUGAUUGACCAAUCACAGAGCUCAGGCAGUGGAUCUGGACUCCCUCUACUGGUCCAGCGUACGAUUGCAAAGCAGAUUCAGAUGGUACGUCUCGUGGGGAAAGGCCGCUAUGGUGAAGUAUGGAUGGGAAGGUGGCGCGGUGAGAAGGUAGCAGUGAAGGUCUUCCCUUCUGCUGAAGAAGCUAGUUGGUUCCGUGAGACCGAGAUCUACCAGACUGUGCUAAUGCGACAUGAGAGCAUUCUAGGUUUCAUUGCCGCUGACAUUGAAGGUAAAGGCUCAUCGACAUGGCUGUACCUGAUUACAGAUUACCAUGAGUGCGGUUCACUGUAUGACUAUGUGAAAUGCACCGUGCUUGAUACCAAAGCCCUCCUGAAGUUGGCAUACUCGGCUGCUAGUGGUCUCUGUCACCUGCAUACAGAAAUCUACGGAACACAGGGCAAACCCGCCAUAGCCCACCGUGACCUGAAGAGCAAAAACAUUCUGGUGAAAAAGAACGGAACCUGUUGUAUAGCUGACUUAGGCCUAACGGUGAAAUUCAACAGUGACACAAAUGAAGUUGAUAUCCCACUGAACACCCGAGUGGGUACUAAGAGGUACAUGGCACCUGAGGUGCUGGAUGAGAGUCUGAACAAGAACCAUUUCCAGGCCUACUUGAUGGCAGAUAUUUACAGCUUUGGUCUGGUCAUAUGGGAGAUGUCACGUCGUUGUAUUACAGGCGGCAUUGUUGAGGAAUACCAGUUGCCAUAUUAUGACAUGGUGCCAAACGACCCAUCAUAUGAGGACAUGAGGGAAGUGACCUGUGUUAAAUGUCUCCGUCCAACAGUUUCUAACAGGUGGAACAGUGAUGAGUGUUUAAGAGCAGUCCUGAAGCUGAUGUCAGAAUGCUGGGCACACAACCCAGCCUCCCGAUUGACUGCAUUGAGAGUGAAGAAAACACUUGCCAAAAUGGUGGAGUGUCAAGACAUCAAGAUCUGACCGAUUGCUGGAACUGACUCUGUGUGACUCGUAAUGGUCCCAAGGAGGGGCAGAGACUUCUGGUGUGUAGUUAGGCAUUUGCUCGUCCCAACGCCAUUACACACCACAAUAGAUAGGCUGCUAAUGAUGACCUUUUGAAUUCAGAACUGUUUUGUUGACGGCGUAGUGUGGGAAGCCAGAACCUCUGGUAAUGAGUCUCUAUAUCCGAGCUCCAUGAUAGACACAAUCACAUUUAAGAAUAACCCUGCAUAAAUUAUUGCUAUUGUGGAGUUUCUUAAACUUCCUCAGGAUUCCUACGUCUCACUGUUUCCAUCGUGCUCUGUCUAAGGGCCACAGUUGAGAAAUGAUAACUGGCGGGGAACCUCUGCCACGGGAAGUCUGGGACUGGCACCCCACAGCCAGCAGAUUGUGCUUUCUGUGAAAGCCUCGAUUCUGAAUGAAUUUUGCAAACACUUUUUUUGAGAGGUUGAUGCUCGCUUUCCGCCUGUUACUUUCAAACAGGGCCAGAUAAAACCAACCCGCCUUCACCUACCACCGUGAGCCAUGAGGAUAACAGCAACUUCCCCCAUAAUGUCUGAUAUCGACUGGGGCAUUCAGCGUUUGCUGCGACACAAUUGGUUUGUGCUGGCACUAAGUACGAAAAAAACGGCAACAUUUAACCCCUUGAAUCCUGAAGAUUCUCUGUUCAUAAGCUUGUACUGACCAUCGCUUUAUCAGCCGUAAAGUGAUUCAUUCUUGCUUCUGGAAACAAAGGCCCUUUUCACUUUUUUUAAUGUAUUUAAUUUUUCCUUUUGUUACCAUCCACAGGCAUCAGUUAGUGCACUUCCUUUUGCAGGGCUUGAAUUGUGGUGCCUGCUUGCUGUCAGUCAAGCGUUGAACACGCUGACAGUAUAAUAUUACCAUAAACAGUCAGCAUGUCAGCAAUCCUGAUUUUUUUUCUCUGGGAAAAGGACAAAAACAUUUGUCAGACACUUACGUUAAUUGUAUUCUUUCAAACCUGCACUCAGCAGUAAUAUUCAAUGAGUGACUUUUAUCACUGCUGUCAGAAGCUAGCUUUUUUACACUAUUUUAUAUUAAAGACCUAUAAUAUUCGAGCACUCUUGUCAGUCCUCAGUGAUGCUGGUCUAUGUUUUGGUAAUAAGAAGUGCGCUUGCUGUGGGGAAAAUCUGCUUUCUUAGUAAAUUUCACCACACAUGAGAAAGUCUGAUGCAAGGGUCAAAGCUGCUGCUCCACUAGUUCCUGGGGAGUUGGGGAGAAAGAGCGCUAUAUAGCGUAGUAGUGAUGGUGCACUACUAUAUGGUAUAGUAGUGAUGGUGCACUAGUGAUGGUUUACCAUCUUUACUUCUACACAAGUGUAAAACACUUGAUUCCCAAAUGGCACAGGCACACAUGCCUGUGAGUUAUGAAACACACCGAAUUGGUAACUCUUACUUACAAUCAAUAUUGUGCUCUGUGGUCAUUGUUUGGUUGGAAUACAUGGGGUUGAAAUUCUGUUCCACCAAGUUAUCACCAACUAGAAACAAUCUAUGUAAAGUAUCACUGCCAGGGAUUGCAAGCAAUUCACCAAAAAUAAAUAAUACUACUAAUAAUAAACCCGUAGAAUAAAGAAUAAGUACUGUUAAGAUUUUUUCCCCUCACAGAGCUCCAUGUCCUUUGUGUAUUGGUUGUUGUUUCUGGCCCUUCAGUGGGUGUCGAAAAGCGAGUCUGAAUGUCCUGUGACCCAGGAGAAAAGGAGAAGCUGUGAAGGUAGCAUGAUGUGUUGAAUUAAGUUGAAACCAUGUAACGUCAACCCUUGUGUAUAUUCUUUUCUUUUGCAAAAAAUAUUCAUAUAUCAAAUAAUUAAUCCUUGUUAAUAGUUGGUUCUCUCGUUCGUGCCAGGAUUCCAACUGCCAUGAUCUUGUAAUAUGUUAUGUAACAAUGUUGAGAGCUUGUGUAUUAUAGCUGACCUAGUCUUGCAAUAUUUGUUGUAAAUAUAACAGCCAAACGUGAUGCUUCUCUUUGAGUGGGGAGAGUUAGAGAUAUAUCAUAUCAUGAAAAGGAUUAUUUUCAAUGCACACCAUGCACAAUAGUGUCAAUCAUGGGCAUCUGGGUUCAAGAUUCUCAUAUUUCACUGACUUCAAUGUGAAGUGUGAUAUUGCGCAUCUUGUCCAUUGAUGCAUACUGUUGUGUAUUGUAUGCUUUUAGUGCAUGUAGGCCAAAUGUUGUUGGAAUAUCACAUUGGAGAAGGUGAAUUUCCAAUUUUCUUUCACAAGCAUUAAGUCCCACUGUGAGAGAAAAUAUUAAAUAAUGUGUUGGCAUGCUGUAUUUUAAUUUAUUUUUUUAGUAUGUGGUCUGGGCAGUAAAUGUCACUUUUUAAGAAAGCUCUGUUGGUUUAGGAUUGCUUUUAUCAUUCAGAUUUGCUGCGGUAAGACACUCAAGUAUUUCCAAUUACUGUGGAAUAAUGAGCGGAUUAAUGCAGUCCUCAAUUAGCUUUGGGGCAACCAUGCAGUGUAGAUAUUUUCCCUACCCCAUGUUAUGAAGUAGUCAAGUCUAUCUUCAACAACCUCUCAGGAGAACUGGGCCAAAGAGGCCUUUAUAUAAUGGUGGCCUCUGAAUAAGGGUUUGUUACAUACUGACGUCCUCCUGACGUGAAAGGCGCUAUACAAAUGUAACUUGUUGGUUGUUAACACGGGAUGGUUGCUUGAACAGGUUUGACUGUAUAAUGUAUACAGGUCAUCAUUUUGACUUGCCUUCGUUCUUAAACCAUUUGCCAGCAUCAUGUUGCAGAGGGUUGAGCUCAAAGGUAAACAGACAUUUGAUACAGAAGAGCAACAUAUGAUAAGCAAAAAUGUAGGAAAGUGAUCUGUAUUUUUUGACUGUGCAAAAGGACUUGUAAUGUUUCUCUGUAUAUAAGAAGGGGGAGGCCCUGUAUAUAUUAUAAAGGAUACAGUACUCUUGCCUUUCAAAGAAAAUCAUGUGAGCCAGAGGGAUUUGUUUGAAAAUGUUUUGUAUAAUUGUGCCUUUUUUGUCACAGCAGCCUACCUUUGUUUUAUUUAAAGGGGGAGUGAGGGGAGCAUGGGGAUCUGCUAACUGCAGACCAGCAUCAAUCACCCUGCCCAAUGUGUCAGUGUAGAGUAGACAGAAAAAUGUACAAAUCGAUUAUAGAAUCAUUUAGUUAGCAUAUUUGUACAUAGCAAAUGGACAGACAACAGAGGGUUACAGCAGAAACGUUACUUUACUCUAAUGCUUAUGUCAUGUAAGAAAAACAAAAUGAUUACCUUCAAAUGUAAUGAUUUAUAAACCUAUUUUGUACAGCAUCUGCUAAAAGGUGCCUUAUUAAGUUUACCACAGGUUGCUUUGCAAGAAGUACAUUGUGUACACAGAUUAUGUCCUGUAUCUGACUUUUAAGUAAAUAACAUUAUUUUAGUACACAAAUGCUCUGUCAGCUGUGCUAUUUGUUUCCUCAUUUGUUCUCUGUGUUUAUACAGUGCCAACUGCUGCAGAGUGUUGGGUUCAAACGAUUUUCACAUCAUACAUAAUAUUUACUGAUAAUAUGUAUCACAAUUCAUACAGACUCAAAACAUUAGUCCAUAAUGUAUCAUGUCCGUUAAUUCAAUUUGGUAAAUUUUAAGUACAAAUACACAAUAUUCAAAGUCGAGAGAUUUACGAACCAAAGUAAUAUUUUAAAAACAUUAUAUGUAUAUCAACAUCUAUAUGAUAAUUUUCCAUACAUAUCUGAUCUUCCAUUCCCUCCUUACUAAGCACAAAGUUCAGAGCUGGCUGGUUUACUAGUUUUUGUAGUACUGAACUCCAAAUAAUAAUCCUUGCAUUUGAUAUAACUACUUAUCAUGUCUUCGAGA
This is a messenger RNA of Callorhinchus milii (elephant shark), 5951 nucleotides long. It is a transcript of the gene bmpr1aa, whose product is annotated as bone morphogenetic protein receptor, type IAa. The record is from RefSeq and is a predicted model, not a curated record. The transcript has 14 exons. Gene Ontology annotation, molecular function: ATP binding; SMAD binding; transforming growth factor beta receptor activity, type I. Bases 538 to 2112 code for a protein of 524 amino acids. Gene Ontology annotation, cellular component: plasma membrane; signaling receptor complex. NCBI's taxonomy places the organism in Eukaryota, Metazoa, Chordata, Chondrichthyes, Chimaeriformes, Callorhinchidae. Gene Ontology annotation, biological process: cellular response to growth factor stimulus; protein phosphorylation; dorsal/ventral pattern formation.